UUCCCCCCUGCUCGGUCCCCUCCGCCGCAGGUCGCUCGCCCGCCCGCGCCGCACGGUUGCCCCGAUGGCCGCGUGGUCCCGCGGGGCGGUGCUGGCGCUCUACCGGGCCCUGCUGCGCCGCGGCCGCGCCCUGCGCUACACCGACCGCGACUUCUACCUGGCCGCCGUCCGCCGGGAGUUCCGCCGAAACCAGGGGCUGCGGCGCCCGGAGGACAAGGAGAGGCAGCUGGAGAAGGGGCAGGCGUUCCUGCGGAGCGGGCUCGGCGGCCUGGUUUAGAGAUUCCCCGUAGCAGCUCCCACUGACCCCCCACCCCCCCCCGCUUACUUCCCCCGCUUCCUUUCAAAACAACCUCGCCAAGCAGAAGAGAUGCUUAACGUUCGCUGCACGCUGCUGUCCUGAAGAGGUCUGGAAGGUGCUUCCACGGGUGCACCAGGAGGGCUCUCCUGUUCUUUUCACAAAUGCAUUAGGUCACAGGUAAGAUGGCAGGCGCUGGGCAGCGCAAAGGGAAGAAGGAUGACAACGGGAUCGGCACGGCCAUCGACUUCGUGCUGUCCAACGCCCGGCUGGUGCUGGGCGUGGGCGGAGCAGCCAUGCUGGGCAUCGCCACGCUGGCUGUCAAGCGGAUGUACGACCGGGCAAUCAGUGCUCCCAGCAGCCCUACUCGCUUGAGCCAGUCGGGAAAGAGAAGCUGGGAAGAGCCAAACUGGCUGGGCUCCUCCUCACGCUUGCUGGCCCAGGACAUGAAGACCAGCCUCAGCCGCUCCCUGCAGACUCUUCCCACUGAUCCUUCAGCUGCUGACGCAGACUUCUUUCAACCUACAAAGCCCAAGCCAUCUGCCAGGAGGAGUCAAGUGGAGCUGAAAAAGGCCCGCCUUCGUCUGUCCCUGCAAGAAAAGCUCUUCGCCUAUUACCGGAGAAAGGUGGCUAUCCCAGCGGAUGAGCAAGCCCGGGCCAAGCAGGCAGCCGUGGAUAUCUGUGCGGAGCUCCGCAGCUUCCUCCGUGCCAAGCUGCCGGACAUGCCUCUGCGGGACAUGUACCUCAGUGGCAGUCUCUACGAUGACCUCCAGGUAGUGACAGCUGACCACAUCCAGCUCAUCGUGCCUCUGAUGCUGGAGCAGAACCUGUGGUCGUGUAUCCCUGGGGAGGACACUAUCAUGAACAUUCCUGGCUUCUACUUGGUGCGUCGAGAAAACCCAGAGUACUUUCCCCGUGGGAGCAGCUACUGGGACCGCUGUGUGGUGGGAGGUUACCUUUCCCCCAAAACUGUAGCAGACACCUUUGAGAAAGUUGUAGCUGGCUCCAUCAACUGGCCGGCAAUUGGGAGUCUCUUGGACUAUGUGAUCCGUCCAGCAGCUCCCCCAGCAGAUUUGACACUGGAAGUUCAAUAUGAUCCAGAUCGUCAUCUUUUUAUUGACUUUCUACCAUCCCUGACGCUGGGUGACAUCGUCCUUGUUGCCAAACCUCAUCGAUUGGCCCAGAAUGACAAUUUGUGGCGACUGAGCCUGCGGCCAGCAGAAACGGCUCGCCUCCGGGCCCUGGACCAAGGGGAUUCUGGCUGCCGUUGCUUGUGCCUGAAGAUCUUCAAAGCAGUAUGCAAGUUAAACCCAGCUCUGGGUCACCUCACUGCCAGCCAGCUCACCAAUGUCAUCCUGCACCUAUCCCAGGAGGAGUCUGACUGGUCCCAGGACAUGCUGGCUGAUCGCUUCUUGCAGGCACUGAAGGGGUUGAUCCGCUACUUGGAGGCAGGUGUCCUCCCCAGUGCUCUGAACCCCAAGGUGAACUUGUUUUCAGAGCUCACCCCUGAAGAAGUGGAUGAGUUGGGCUACACCCUCUACAGCUCUCUGUCAGAGCCAGAGGUCUUGCUGCAGACGUAAUGGGGCCUUACCUAGGGAAGUGUUGAUAGGGUUUAGCCAAUGCAGACUUUGAUUACUGCAAAUUAUGUCUCCUCCACUUCUCCCUAUCUUCCUCUCUCUCCACCACUCCCUCCUUUUGGUUCAUUAGCAAUUCCUGCUGUGGAGUUGGUGCUCCCACUGAAUUUCUUGGUGCUACUGGUCCAUUUCCACCAUCUCUGCCCCAACAGGUACCCAUUGGCUAGGAAAGAGAGGCUAAAACUGCGGCUCUUAAGAUCCUCACAUAAAUUCUGCUGAAGUGUCUACCAAAAUAUAAACCAAACUAUGCACUUCUUUCCUCUGUAGUACACUUACUGCAGCGAGUCCAUUUUGGUCUGAAGAAGGUGGAACUGGGCUGGUAAAUCCAUUGACAAUUUUAGCAGUCUUGCAGUGAGGUCGUUCAAUUUCCUCCAGCUUGACUUUGGCCCAUGUUUUUUUUCUCUGCUGUCCCACACUGUCUCACUUUCCUUUCUUUUUUGUCCCUUUGACCCAGUCAUGCAGGGCAGACUGAGUGAGAUGUUUGGAUAGGGUUGUGUUUUGUAUUUCUGAGUGGAUAAUAAUUACACUGGCAGUAUUUAGGGCUGUAGAGCUUGGAAUAGAAUUUCCACAGCUCCUGCUCCUACCGAGCCUUCUCAUCCUUUGCAAGGUGGGUUCAGGAUUAAGGGCCAAGGCUUGUCCAGUCUGCUGCAGCACAACCUCCAGUAUGGGCAAUUCUCAUCAAAGCUGUCAUAGGGGAGGAAGAAACCUUUGUGGUCUGGCUGUGUGAUGAGGCCAAAGGAGCAGGGCUUGCCAUUCCUGCCUAGCCUGAUCUGCUGGGAAUGGCCUUGGGAGUGGAGAACAAGGCAGCUCCUUAGUUGUCUCUGGCGUAGGGGUGGGUUUUGGCGGAGAGGUGGGAAAGACACAUAUGAGAAUGGGGAUUGUUUUUUUUUCAUCUUUUCCUCGGGAGCUUGUGGCUGUUCUGGUUUACAGGAGGUGGAAACAAGACUGCGUGCCUCAAAGGGCUUUGUGAUAAGCACACACAAGCCAGAUUCUCACCAGCUGUAAGUCUGUGAAGGUGAUAGAACUGAACUGGUGUCAUCAGCAAGGUUUUGUCCCUUACACUGGUACUAGGGUAUAUAUACAGAGCUGGCAUUUAGAGAUGUAUUAGCUUUGCCCUCUACUCUGUGUGUGUUUUAGACUCCUCCCCAGAACAGUGGCUGUCCAUCCCCUCCUCAUUCCUAUGUGCUGACUUUCCAGUGCUCCCAAUUUACAAAUACUCUUAGAAAGCUGGUGAGGGCUCACCUUCUGCCCACUCCCGUUUAUGGCUGUUUAUGGCUGCUGUCAGGCCGUAGACUCUGUAUACUCUGCUUUAAGCCAUCCGGCCUGCUGUCUGCAAAAAGGGGGAGAGAGGGUGUCCCCCCGAGUCUGGGACCCUGUGUGUGUCUCAAAAGACCAGCAUAGCUAUCGUUACAGAAACAUACUUGCCUUUUCCCAACUUUAUCAGCUUUUUUCCCCCCUUGCUGUCCAGCCUCCUUAGCCAAUGGAGAGGGCUACUGCAACAUUAGGGCUUGGAGGGAGCAGGAAUCCCUUUAUCCUUUUCUCCUCCCUUCUUCUCAGGACUUCCCCCCUUCUAUGACAGAGAAGUUUCAAGGUGAAUUUCAGGAGCUGAACCACAGAGGGAAGUCUUUUGCCCUUUUUUUUUUUUUUUUUUUUUUUAGAGGCAGUGCUGGUGAGAUGAGGGAGGGAGCAUCUUUCUCGGACAAUCCGUCCAUUUUAGCCAGUGUGUGAGAUACUAUUCUGUAAACAGUGAUAACACAACAUUGCAUUUUAAAUUAUUUAAUCCUUAGGGUACUGGUAUUUUCUAGACUGCCAGAUGUGUACUUUGAAGUUUAUGUGUGUAUAUAAAGCCUAUAGUCUAUCAAAGGUUAACAGAAAUUCCAUUUGUAUGACUAUGUGUUUUGUAAGUUUUGCAGCAGUCAGUGUUGGUCAACUGUUGAUUGCUCUUCACUCUGGUUCCCAGAUUUUUUUCCCCUCUUCCUUUCCUUGCCCUCCACUGCCUUUCUGAUGUCAGCCUUCCUACCCUAAAAGCAGACAGAUGAGACUUGGAGCUUAUAGGCUAUUGAGGGAAAUUCCCCUUUUUUAAUUACUUGAAGGUCGACAAAAAUAUUAAAAUAUCUGGGUUGUCAGGAGUUCCUCCAAAGUUCAUUUCUUCAGCAUGAUGUCACUGCUCACUUGGUGCUGAUUCCAUUACCAUAGUCUUCACACAGAAUUGAGCAGCAGUAUGGUUGGAAAUGAUCAAAACUCUAGAUAAAAAAAAAAAAAGUCAGAUAUAAACAGGAGGACACCAUGUCUGAGCUGGCUUGAGAACAGUUCUCACAUACAUAUCUGUACAUAGAAUUUUUUACAUGAAAGCUUUUACUUCUUCCUGGCAACCUAAUGAAUUAAUAUUUUAUGGCCAUUUUUUGCUGCUAUUGAGCUCAAUUUGUGUAUCAAAUCGAGACUGAAGCUGCCUUUUUGCCUUUUCUGUAGACUCUACUCAACUUCACUUGAAUUCAAUCACUUCCAUCAUUUCUUCCCUUCAUUUUGCCCUCCUCUGAGCUAUCCACAAGCCCGUUCUCAGGAGGCAAACACUCACUUCCCCACACGCAGCCACCACAGCAGGCAAUAGCUGCCUCAGCAGUGACAGUCUCAACAAAGGCCAAAGACGUGAUGGGUCACAGGGACACUGCAACUAGGAAUCUUUUAAAAGCAGGGUCAGGCAGUAAGGGGCGGGGAAGAAGGUGUAGGGUAAGAAUGCAGGAAACUUACAGUAAUGCUGUACCCAGCCUAUGGGUCAAACAGAAUGUUGCAGAGUCUAACUGGCACCUUUCAGUAUUAAAUGCAGUGCACGUGUUUAUGUACAGCCUGGGGGGCUGUCUUAUCUAUAGGUAGGCUCCUUCCUAGUCAAAUCUGUAGCACAGAGCGGGAGAACCUAAAGCUGAAUGUAAAAAGGGCAGCUCCAGGCCACCUUUCUGGCAGAGUGGCUCAGAGACAGAUUGAUUGUAAGAGACUCAGGGCAUGUGUUGGGCUGGUUGCUGCCUGGGCUCCAAGAAUGUCUUGGUGUGUUCUGCUAUAGCUUAGCUCACACAAGCUUCCUGUGAGAUUGUCGUCUUAUUCCCUGUAACCACAGGAUGAGGACCAACUUGCUCAGCUGUGGGGUUUCACUGUUGCUGAGCUCCACUGCUAAUCCUUCAAGUCAGAUGGAUUUAUUUUCCCCUGUUUAAAAGCAAUUAUGGAAACAGGAGGCUGCUUUCUGCCCCUCUGGAGAGGUACCAUCAGGGCCCUCACUCUCAGUAUGUGGGCAACUCGCAGUGAGAAAUGAAGAGAUGAUGCCCCAUCUCUCCCAGGCCUGGAGGCUGUGGAUUUGCAAAGGGGAAAGUUCAAGUGCAUGGUCUCUGACAGAGUGUGUGGAAUUCUGAAAUAAACUGACUUUCCACAGUAA
This is a messenger RNA of Empidonax traillii (willow flycatcher), 5350 nucleotides long. It is a transcript of the gene MIEF1, whose product is annotated as mitochondrial elongation factor 1. Gene Ontology annotation, cellular component: mitochondrial outer membrane. Bases 481 to 1875 code for a protein of 464 amino acids. Lineage: Eukaryota; Metazoa; Chordata; Aves; Passeriformes; Tyrannidae. Gene Ontology annotation, biological process: mitochondrion organization; positive regulation of mitochondrial fission. The transcript is spliced from 5 exons. The record is from RefSeq and is a predicted model, not a curated record.